AUGGCCCCAACAAGCGGCGUGUGCUUUUCUAAUAGCUCCGCUAUCGCAGAUUCCACCACAAAGAAUUUCAUAUCUGGAGUUACUGUUCUCAUAUCCCUGUUUGGACGUGAUGCCACAAAUCGUUUCCUAUCUCAAUCAGUCAGCAUAUUUGAUUGGUUCAUCUUUGCAUUGGCACCACUAGGGGUACCGACCGCUAUUAUUGCCGUUAUCCGCACUUCCCAAAUGCAGUUCCUCAAGAGGAUGGUUGGGUUGGCCGAGGAUAAAGUCUCUGAUGUCGAAAAGGACCUUCUGUCUUCGACUUCUGAUGAAGUGUCUGAAAUCUGGGAUGGAGAAAAGGUUAUCAGAGUCAUUCAUCCGUCUACAGUCUCGGAGCUUUUCUUUACCGGCCUAAAUGCGAAUGGCAUGGAAGAGCCAUAUGGGAUCUAUUCCUCGAAAGAAGCUAAAUGCCGUGAUGGAGUCCUGGAAACAAAGCAUGAAUGGAUGUUUGACCAUGCUAAUACGGAACUUCGGCUUUGGGACGAACAUCCUGAGUCGCAGUCAACAAUCGACUCGACAGACGAUAAGGUUUACCCGCCAAAUAUGAUGCUCAAUUUGGGACCCUAUAACAGGCUGCCAUCACUCUGGACGACUACUAUUCUGGGUAUUUUCUUGGAAGCCGUUGUGCUCAUUGUGGCCAGCCUCACAACCUUCUACCCCACCUUAGCCCAAUGUUUCAAUUCCCGAGACUGGCCGUUUUACCUUUUCGCUAUCGGUGGCGCUCUACUCUUUAUCGGCCUUGUCGCAUGUGCAGCAGGAAUUGAUGGAGCAAGUCGAGAUGUAAUCUGGAAGCCUAGAUGCCCGAAUGUGACAGUCAUGUGGCUUCAGAGAGGCUCUGAUGCUGAUGGCAAUACCUCGUACGUCAUCACCAAAAGGAUCAAAACCGACUUUAUCACCUCCCACCGUCCGUAUGGUGUACAGCCACAUGUGAAAUUUUCACCUCUAAUCAUAAGCUCGAUUACCAUUGGAUUCCUCAUGCAAGCAAUCGGCCUGUCGACAAUGCAUUGGCCACCUCAGGUGAUCCAGUUUAUCGCCACCAUAGUCAUGUUCGUUUGUAGGAGCUAUCUGCGAGGACAGGACUCUCCAGAUCGCGCCAAGAAGAUACAGACCGGCUGCUGUGAAGACUGGAUUGCGAAAAUGUUUGUUCUCAGCCCAGAGAAUCUAUGGUCGGCGCCACCAUCGGACGAUCCCGAUGUUCAUUGGAAGCUGGAAGCUCUUGAGAUUGACAACCAAGACUCUCGUUUUGGCGAAUGCAGGUGUGCGCAGAACCUGCUGCAGACACGCCGGUUUCUAGCCAAUAUGACCGAGGAAGGCGGCCAUCCCAGACUCCUAGCAUCAUCCCUUGCUUCAGCCAUUGACAUUGUCAUCCAGGCGACAUCUCAAUUCAAUAUAUGGAAGGACGUCUAAUGUUGGCCAUGGACUAUUGGACUUCGCGUGGACGAUGGAAUUCCUGAGGAAGUCGAACUCACUAUCCAGGGGACCGAAAAAGAACUGCAUGCUGAUGAAAAGGUCCUGGAGGCUCUUAUAUCCUUACUUCCCUCCAGUAUCGUCAACCCACAACACAUUGCGUGCCCAAAAAGAGGUCUAUUGUUUGUGGGUCCCAGUGACCCACGGGUUGCACAGGACCUGCGACAUUUUGGGCUUAUCAAUGACCUUGGUCUUUACCAAGUGCCACCGAUGGACCAAUCGCAGGACCUCAGAAUAUCAGUGGACAGAGACAUGAUUCCUGGGAUGGAAGAAGACUUCUUGGAGACAGCUCGU
This is a messenger RNA of Aspergillus calidoustus, 1797 nucleotides long. The record is from the annotation of a GenBank genome assembly. Lineage: Eukaryota; Fungi; Ascomycota; Eurotiomycetes; Eurotiales; Aspergillaceae.